Messenger RNA from Neohortaea acidophila, 1724 nucleotides. RefSeq names its product major facilitator superfamily domain-containing protein. The transcript has 5 exons. Gene Ontology annotation, biological process: transmembrane transport. The record is from RefSeq and is a predicted model, not a curated record. The coding region runs from base 146 to 1705 and encodes 519 amino acids. Gene Ontology annotation, molecular function: transmembrane transporter activity. NCBI's taxonomy places the organism in Eukaryota, Fungi, Ascomycota, Dothideomycetes, Mycosphaerellales, Teratosphaeriaceae.
CGCAUCGUUGACUUUUUAUUCAAUGGGGCUACAGCGUCGAAACACAUAGCGGCAUUGGACAUACUGACUUCAGUCCGGGUAUAGAGCCUCGUUGGCGCGGUUCUCAUUGCGCAGCGUCGUCCCCAAGACGCCAUACAACCGAGCAAUGCCGAGCGCAUCCAGGGGCUCUGCGAACGGCCAUGAUGGCGAAACAGCGAAAACAACCAUCGCUUUCGAAGCCGGCGACCCCGAAAACCCCUACAACUGGUCGCGCGCAAAGAAACUCUGGAUCGUCUUCCUAGGCACCAUCACCACCCUCAACUCCACCGUCGCUUCCGCCCUCCCCAGCGGCGACUCCGAUCAACUGCAACGACACUUCCACGUCACUGUCGAUGCGCAACUCGUGCUGCCUAAUUCCACCUUUCUCAUCGGCUAUGUCCUUGGGCCGUUUUUGUUUGCGCCGCUGAGCGAACAACAUGGGCGCAGAUAUAUUAUCUUGUUGACGUAUUCUGCUUUUACUAUUUUCAUGAUGGCUACCGCAUUGGCGCCGAAUUGGACGGCGUUUCUUUUUUUCCGAAUGCUGGCGGGGUUGUUUGCUAGUACGCCGAUUAGCAAUACUGGAGGGCUCUAUGCGGACGUGUACGGCGAUCCAGUUUAUCGAGGCCGAGCGAUGGCUUGGUACCUCGCCGUUGCUGGCGCUGGACCGUGCCUGGGCCCCAUACCGUCAGGCUACCUCGAGCAAUUCGGCUGGCGCUGGACCUUCUGGUUCGGCCUGAUCCUCGCGGGAUCCUGUUUGGUACCUCUCUUCUUUCUCCCAGAAACGUAUGGGCCGGCCAUCCUCAUGCGAAAAGCCAAGAGAAUGCGCAAGCAGAAUCCCGGCUCCAACGUUUAUGCUCCACUUGAACUGCAGCACCUCGGCGCACAGCAAUUCAUUUCAAAGGUCCUUGGACGUCCGUUGCGCAUGCUUGUCGCCGAGCCCAUCGUCUCUGCGACCUGCUUGUAUCUGUCGUUGAUUUACGCCGUCAUUUUCAUGCUCUUUCAGGCUUACCCCAUUGUUUUCUCCAUCUACAACUUCACCCCCGGCGAGGUGGGCCUGGCUUUCCUUCCGAUCGUCGUCGGCUCAUUCCUAGCCCUUGUUCCCGUCAUCUACUGGGACUACUACCUUCGCUCCGCGAAGCAAAAGAACAAACCCUGGUCGUCGAAAGAGGAAUACCAACGCCUUCCCCUCGGCGUUCUAGGCGGACCGCUCUUCUCCAUUGGCAUGUUCUGGAUAGGCUGGGGCACAAAGCAAGACCACUGGAUCGUGCCCAUGCUCGGCGGCAUCCCGCUCGGCUUCGGCUUCGUCCUCAUCUUCAUCGCCCUCUUCAACUACCUCGUCGACAGCUACAAAAUCUACUCCGCGAGCGCGCUGGGCGCGACGAGUAUUUCGCGAAGCACGUUUGGCGUUGUUUUGCCGUUUGCGGCCAAGCCGAUGUUCAGGACUCUGGGUGUUGCUUGGGCCGCUAGUUUGUUGGGCUUUUUGUCGUUGGUGAUGUGUUUGAUCCCGCCGCUCUUUAUUCGGUUUGGCGAGGGAUUAAGAGGUAGAAGUCCUAUCUGCCAGGAAUUGGCAAAGGGCAGUGGAGCGAAGCAGCCGGAGAAGGAGGCGGCGGACGAAGAGAUGAAUUCUCGAGAGAUGACUGAUGAAGAGAAAAGCGACGAGGGGAAGAAUGAAGAGGACAAGAGCUAGAGCUAGAUGCGAGCACAUU